Molecule: messenger RNA, 895 nt
Organism: Pelobates fuscus (common spadefoot toad)
Lineage: Eukaryota; Metazoa; Chordata; Amphibia; Anura; Pelobatidae
Gene: TMEM147
Product: transmembrane protein 147
Exons: 7
Coding region: 40-717 (225 amino acids)
Source: RefSeq, a predicted model, not a curated record
GGGGUCAGUGCGCCUGCGCAGUGCGGGCCCGCUGUCACCAUGACACUCUUUCAUUUCGGGAAUUGCUUCGCUCUGGCCUAUUUCCCCUAUUUCAUCACCUACAAGUGCAGCGGCCUGUCAGAGUACAAUGCUUUCUGGCGAUGUGUUCAGGCUGGAGCCACAUACCUGUGUGUACAACUUUGCAAGAUGCUAUUUCUUGCAACAUUUUUUCCCACGUGGGAAGGAGCUGCAGGAUCCUAUGAUUUUAUUGGGGAAUUCAUGAAAGCUACAGUAGAUCUGGCAGAUUUGUUGGGACUGCAUUUAGUAAUGUCUCGAAAUGCAGGAAAAGGAGAAUACAAGAUCAUGGUGGCAGCGAUGGGAUGGGCCACAGCUGAGCUGGUUAUGUCAAGGUGCCUCCCCCUAUGGGUAGGAGCACGUGGGAUUGAAUUUGAUUGGAAAUACAUCCAGAUGAGCAUUGAUUCCAACAUCAGUUUGGUACACUAUAUGGCAGUAGCUGCCCUUGUAUGGAUGUGGACUCGCUAUGAUCUCCCCACUCAUUAUCGGCUUCCUGUUACGGUCCUUCUAGGGCUCAGCAUGUAUAAAGCAUUUUUAAUGGACUGUUUUGUGCACGUUUUCUUGCUGGGAAGCUGGACGUCUCUUCUCCUGAAAGCUGUGGUCACUGGCCUGCUCUCCUUUAGCUGUCUCACUCUCUUUGUGAGUCUAGUCCACAGUAACUGAAGUAACAAUGUCUCAAGUCACCCAUGACGUGUAGAUUUGGUUCAAUCGAUUCCAAUAGGAAGGCAAUUUAAGGCGGAAGGACUGUGUGUCAAUUUUCAUACAAACUUUAUAUAAUAAUAAAAAGUGGACCAUUACUCGUGGAUCCUGUGAUUGUUUAAUAAAAACCCGUUGGAUAGGA